UUGCGGGUCUCCAUAGUAACCGUGGAUAGUUUGGGGAAGGGCAGCUGUUUGUUUCGCAGUUCGAUCGUCUCAACUGUGACGUCAUCACAUCGUUUGGACAGUGAACUGGACAGCUUGGAUCAAACUGCAGCAGUGUGUCUCUGAGAUGGCGGGGACGUCCAGACACGACAGAGAGAUGGCAGUCAAGGCCAAGCGUCAGCUGUCGGAGAGCACUGACCCAUUGGAGCGGCUCAGGCUGCAGUGUCUGACCCGGGGUUCAGCUGGGAUCAAAGGUCUGGGCAGAACCUUUAAGAUCAUGGAUGACGACAGCAGCCGCUCUCUGGACUUCAGAGAGUUCGUGAAGGGUUUAAAUGACUAUGGCGUCAUGAUGGAGAAGGAGGAGGCGGCCACGCUGUUUAACCAAUUUGACCGUGACGGGAGUGGAACAAUUGACUUUGACGAAUUCCUCGUCACUGUCAGGCCGAACAUGUCCAAGGCCAGGAAGGAGGUGGUCAUGCAGGCCUUUCGGAAGCUGGACAAGUCCGGCGAUGGUGUGAUCACCAUUGAAGACCUGCAGGGCGUGUACAACGCCACGUACCACCCCAAGUUCAAGAAUGGAGAGUGGACAGAGGAGCAGGUGUUCCGGACCUUUCUGGACAGCUUUGACUCGCCGUAUGACAAAGACGGAAAAGUGACCAAAGAGGAGUUUUUCAACUACUACUGUGGCGUAAGCGCGUCCAUCGACAGCGAUGCAUACUUCAACCUGAUGAUGAGGAACGCCUGGAAGCUGUGACGCCAUCACUGAGUUUAAAUGCUGUUAUUGUUUGUUAUUGACCACUGUUCGUUUGAUUAAAAAUCACAUUU
Messenger RNA from Solea senegalensis (Senegalese sole), 843 nucleotides. Its product is annotated as calcyphosin-like protein. The transcript has 6 exons. Lineage: Eukaryota; Metazoa; Chordata; Actinopteri; Pleuronectiformes; Soleidae. Gene Ontology annotation, molecular function: calcium ion binding. The record is from RefSeq and is a predicted model, not a curated record. The coding region runs from base 146 to 772 and encodes 208 amino acids.